Arabidopsis arenosa is the source of this 851-nucleotide messenger RNA. Lineage: Eukaryota; Viridiplantae; Streptophyta; Magnoliopsida; Brassicales; Brassicaceae. The record is from the annotation of a GenBank genome assembly.
AAUUUGUCUUUUGUUUCUUCUAACUUUUGAGAAAAUGAGAUUUUAAUGAUUGUUUUCUCUCCUGGUGGAAAAGUGUUUUCUUUUGGCCAUCCAAGUGUUCAAGAUCUGAUUCAUCGUUUUGAGAAUCCUAACUAUAAUUCUAUCAUUGUCCAUCAACAAAACAACAAUCUACAACUUGUUGAAACCCGUCCGGAUAGAAAUAUCCAAUAUCUCAACGAUAUACUGACCGAGGUGCUGGCAACCCAGGAAAUGGAGAAAAAUAAGAGAAUGGUUUUGGACAUAAUGAAAGAAUCCAGAGAACAAAGAGGAAACUGGUAUGAGAAAGAUGUGAAAGAUCUCGACAUGAAUGAAACCAACCAUCUGAUAUCUGCUCUUCAAGAUGUGAAAAAGAAACUGGUAAGUGAAAUGUCUCAACAUUCUCAAGUAAAUGUUUCUCAGAAUUACUUUGGCCCAAGGUCUGGCUUUAUUGGUGGUCCUAAUGUUGAUGUUGGCAUUGAUCUUUUUGAUCAAAGAAGAAAUGCAUUCAACUAUAAUCCAAACAUGGUGUUUCCUAACCAUACACCAAUGUUUGGAUACAACAAUGAUGGAGUUAUCGUUCCGAUAUCCAACAUGAGCUAUAUGUCAAGUUACAACUUCAACCAGAGCUAGAGCCUGAAGCUAGAAGAACAUCCUAAUCAAUAUUUGCGUUAUUUUGGCCAUGGCUACUGUUAGGAUUGUUCUUGUAUUGUGAGACUUUAAGUUUUUUUUUUCUUCUUUACUUUGUUUCAGUUUGUUUGUUUUUCCUUUUCGUCGUUUGUUUUUCUUUGUUUUUUAAGGAUAUUUUGAGACCAGAAUAAAUUUAUUUAUCCUUU